CUGGAGGGAAACCGAAAAAAGGAUUUUCCGUCGUUUGUCCGAAGUAGAAUUGUAUGUCCGGCACCUGGAGACAGCCAUUCGAAGAUGUCCGCUUCCUGCCACCUUUCGCCUGAGAACGGCGAUGGCCAGUAUUUCUUCCGUGCUGGAGUCCCUAGCCGCUGUUUAUCGCCCGAGUUCGGAACGCUGCGCGUGGCAGCCCGCCUCCGCUUUUCUAGUCAAGUAUACCAACAGCUUGAUCCGGUCUUGCCGGAAGUUUCUGGUUCGAAACGGAAUUCCAAACGUCUUGAAUCAGAGGGAGGAGGAAUGGAUAGAGAAGAUCGACUCGUGUCUGACUCUGGCUCGAGAGUAUCGGCGAUAUUUCCGGGAGAUGAAAAAGUCACGCGGCGUCUUUCGGGACGUCAGCGAAACCUUGGUCUUCGCCAAUUUGGAUGAUUUUUGUCUUCUUCUGGAAAAGAUUCGAAAUAUCCCGGACCCGCUCCGUCGAUAUCCUGGACCAUUCGAUCGAGAAAAACGGGAAUUGCGAGAAGCCGCGGGUGGGUUAAAGAACGGCGUCAGACGUUCGGAGUACGUCUCCUACGAUACCUUCGACCCGGAUGACGCAAAUUUUGAUGCGGAUUGUGCCAAUUUGCUGGCCGCAGCGGAAGCCUUAAAGAAGCCAAAGGCCCGUUCCCGGACCGUCCCAUUCUUGACCGAAGCCGGUGAUGAACCCGGGCGAAUUCUUCGGUUCUACGACCGAGAGUUGGACCGGGUGUGUCGCCUCUUUGUAGAAUACCGGAGAAAACCUCCUACUCUGCGAGGCUUCUCUCGGAUUGCGGAAAGGAUAGCUUGGACUAAACGCCUGUCCGAGCGAAUCGAGGAACCCUUCCGGAGGCUGCCAGACUUCGAUGACGUUUUGCAGGGACGACAGGGAAAGGCCGUGCUGGAAAAGUACAAGUGCCUUGCCGGACAACUGGAACGUCACGCGGCUCUUCUUCACCGAACUUGGUUCGAACGAUUCUGUAGGAUGGAAGAUUUUCUGAAGGAACCCGUUUUGGUACAGGAUCCGCCGGGCACGGCGGAGGUUUCGGUGUACAAUGGUCGUCUAUGGAUUUUCCUGGCCGAAUGCGUUCAAAUUUCCCGAAUGAAGUUGGAAAUUCCGGAAGCGGGACGGAUUCUGAUGUCGAAGGAAGAGGAGCUGAAGAGAUGUCGUUACGUCAUUCAGAGAGCCUUGGAAGAAUACGCCGAAAUCAAAAGAAGCGUCCCGGAGAAGUUGCGACCGUUGACGGAACCCCAUCUGAAGAGGAUGGAAAGUUUGUGGCUGUGGGGAAUUCGGACGCAAUCGUGGGGCAGUCUGGCUUUGGAAUCCUACGCCCGCUCUUGCACCACCAACGUUGGACAAUUGCGCCUGCUAUUGUCCAGAAUCAAUUCACUGCUCUACGACAGGAUCGAAUCUAUGCUGGGAACACUAUCGGAUAUCCAAGUGUUAAAGUUUCCUACCCAUCGUUCGUUAUGCACCAAAGAAUUGAUUUCUGUUGCCGAGGUAUCAUGCCGAAACUCUAGCGAAUCCAUUCAACGACUCAACGUGUCGAUCGAGGAUUCAGUUAUGGAGUUGAUCGACGUCUGCCUGGAAGAUCUGGUUUCUCAGAUACACAACGAUAGACCCACCUUUCCGCAAAUGUCAUCCGAAUCCGCUCCCUUCGUCAGAAUGCCGUUUCCCGCAGACGACGAUUUCCUGCAAAAGACUGAAAGAGAAGCCGAUCUGCUGUUGGACAGUUUCGCCCUACGGACUAAGGAGACGGUGAGGGGACUCCUGCACCGCGCUCUGGAAUUCUUGAGGACGAUGUUGACUAGUCACCAUUCCACCGGAGAGAAGGAAUCUUCGUUUCUUUGUUUGGAAACGACCGUGGUUGACGGAGAAACAGGUUUCAAGUUGCACCCCAGUCUGACGUUGUUGCAGGGAGCCAUCGAUCGAAUAAUAUUCUGUCUUCUGGAAGCGGCCAAAGGAGUGUCGGAGUGGAAGAGGAAGCCUCGUGUUUGGUUGGCCGAAGAUAAAGACUACGACCAAGUGUCGCUGUUCGACGACCGAAGUCAGUUGGUGGCCAGGUCCAGAGCUCCUUACGCCAGCAGUCUAUUCGAGUACGUGGUCGGAGAUGGAGAAAUGACAGAAUCAAGGACAGCCCUUUCCACCUCCGUCCUUUUACUUAAAGAGGAGACGGACAAACAAUUGGCCCGUUUCUCGCUUUUCCGAGAUCUUCUUUACGUUUCGGACAAGCGAUCCGAGACGAAGACGUUUCUGGCUUCUCGGCCCUCCUUGCACGAUUUCAGAGAUAAGAUGAUGUACUACAAAGAUUUGGAGGAAAAGAUUUUGCUACUUCCGGACGCCGUAGAGGUUAAAUGUCUCAAUCUAGUGACCGAACAAGCGAAGAAGCGUCUGGCAGAAGAAGCAAAGCGCCGGUAUGUCGAGUACGGAACCAUCUGCAAGGACGAGUACAACGCCAGGGCCAAGUCCAUCGUUCGCACUGUUCGAGAUCUGAUCGGGCGAAUGAGUCGUUCCGUUCACGACACCGACGAUGCGGAAGAGGUGUUAGAGGCUCUGGCUCGAGCCAGAGACUUACGGAUCGACAUCGAAUUGGACAUCGGUCCGAUCGAGGAAUGCUACGGUUUGAUGAACCAAUUUGGGAUGGUGGUAAAGAGAGACGAAAUAGAGAGGGUGGACGUUCUACGCUAUUGGUGGACCAAUCUGAACGACUGUGUGACGCGAACGGAGAACGGUCUGGAAACUUUGCAGUCGCAAUUCGCUCUUCGAGUGGAAGAAAGUCUGACCCAAUUUUUACUGGAUUGCGACGAUUUCUGUCUCGAAUACCUGGAGAUAGAUAACGGAAGCUCAUCCAGAUGUUCCAACAUCUUUGCUGAACCAAAUCACCCUAUCUGUGAUAAACAGCUGGACGUGCUCCACUUCUGA
Messenger RNA from Centruroides sculpturatus (bark scorpion), 2941 nucleotides. Its product is annotated as dynein heavy chain 5, axonemal-like. The transcript is spliced from 17 exons. The record is from RefSeq and is a predicted model, not a curated record. Lineage: Eukaryota; Metazoa; Arthropoda; Arachnida; Scorpiones; Buthidae. The coding region runs from base 122 to 2941 and encodes 939 amino acids.